AUCUUGGAGUUCCUUCCGGGACAGAGGGCGGGAAAGAUGGCGGCGCCCAUGGAACUGUACUGCUGGGCUGGGGGCUGGGGCUUGCCAUCCGUGGACCUGGAGAGCCUCGUGGUGCUGACCUAUGCCAGAUUCACUGGGGCCCCUCUCAAAGUACACAAGAUCACCAACCCCUGGAGGAGCCCUUCAGGAACCUUGCCUGCCCUCCGGACUAGUGAUGCUGGGGUCAUCUCACAGCUACACCAGAUCAUCACUCAUCUAAGAAAACAGAAAUACAACGCAGACUAUGAUCUUUCAGCCCGGCAGGGGGCAGAUACCUUGGCCUUCAUGUCACUGCUAGAGGAGAAGCUGCUGCCUGUGUUGAUCCACACUUUCUGGGUUGAUGCCAAGAACUAUGUGGAGCUGACUCGAAAGUGGUACGCUGAAGCCAUGCCCUUCCCUCUCAACCUGUUCUUACCAGGCCGAAUGCAGAAGAAAUACCUGGAGCGGCUCCAGCUCUUAUGUGGGGAACAGAGGCCCAUGGAGGAGGAGGAAGUAGAGAAGAAGCUGUAUCGAGAGGCCCGGGAGUGCCUGACCCUGCUUUCUCAGCGCCUGGGCUCCCAGAAGUUCUUCUUUGGAGACUCUCCCGCCUCCCUGGAUGCCUUUGUCUUCAGCUAUGUGGCCCUGCUGCUUCAGGCUAAGCUGCCUAAUGGAAAACUACAGACCCAUGUUCGAGGGCUGAGCAACUUGUGUACUUACUGCACCCACAUCCUCAGUCUGUACUUCCCUUGGGAUGGAGCUGAAGCUCCACCCCCACGCCCAGCACCUUCAACUUCAGAGACUGAUGAAGAACCAUACCGGCGAAGAGAGCAAAUUCUGUCAGUGUUGGCCGGCCUGGCAGCCAUGGUGGGCUACGCCCUGCUUAGUGGCAUUGUCUCUAUACAGCGGGCAGCUCCUGUUCGAACAUCAGGCACCCGGGCCUUGGGUAUUGCUGAGGAAGAGGAGGAUGAAUGACAUCCUGAUGUUCCCUGGACUGACUUUUCUACUGCUGUGCAUUCCAAAUGGCCCCUGUCUGUCUCCAUUUGGGGCACUUCCAGAGAUGGGGUGGUCCUCUCCACCGCCUGGAAUAAAUUCGCUCACAGUG
Vombatus ursinus (common wombat) is the source of this 1120-nucleotide messenger RNA. It is a transcript of the gene MTX1, whose product is annotated as metaxin 1. Bases 37 to 990 code for a protein of 317 amino acids. Gene Ontology annotation, cellular component: SAM complex. Lineage: Eukaryota; Metazoa; Chordata; Mammalia; Diprotodontia; Vombatidae. The transcript has 8 exons. The record is from RefSeq and is a predicted model, not a curated record. Gene Ontology annotation, biological process: mitochondrion organization.